Molecule: messenger RNA, 820 nt
Organism: Parasteatoda tepidariorum (common house spider)
Lineage: Eukaryota; Metazoa; Arthropoda; Arachnida; Araneae; Theridiidae
Gene: APC10
Product: anaphase-promoting complex subunit 10
Biological process (GO): anaphase-promoting complex-dependent catabolic process; protein K11-linked ubiquitination
Cellular component (GO): anaphase-promoting complex
Source: RefSeq, a predicted model, not a curated record
AAUGAACUAGUUAACAAAUCAAAACAAACAGCUAACGGAUAAAUGUAACAUUAUUUUCAAUUUUGUUACUCUAAUUCAGUUUAAUAUUUUAAUGUCAGGCAUCUUUUUUUUACUUAAAAAUUUAUUUUCUAGUGGACUUCUCUGGUGCACGCUCCAUAAUUAUUUAAAAUAAUGCCAUAUUUUAAAGAUAUAGAUCCUCUUCGUGAAGAACAAGAAGGCAGAGUAAGGGAAGUAGGGCCUCAAGCUGUGUGGUCUUUGUCUUCUUGCAAACCAGGAUUUGGAGUCGAUCAGUUAAGAGAUAAAUGGCUAGAAACAUAUUGGCAAUCUGAUGGUCCCCAGCCUCACCUAAUUAACAUUCAGUUUAGAAAAAAGACAACUAUACAAGAUAUUUAUUUAUAUGCUGAUUACAAACUGGAUGAAAGCUAUACCCCCAAUAGAGUCUCUGUUCGAGCUGGAACACAUUUCCAUGAUUUACAAGAAAUUGAAGUUGUAGAAUUAAAUGAACCAAGUGGAUGGGUUAAAAUUCCAUUAAAAGACUCUUAUGGGCAACCUAUACGGACUUAUCUUGUGCAGAUAGCAGUGUUGUCUAACCAUCAAAAUGGGCGUGAUACACACCUUCGGCAAAUACGGGUGCAUUCUCCUGUCGAAAGACAUUGUUUCGCUGCUAUAAAAUUUCCCAUGCUGACUAGUACUGAGUGCUCUCAAUACAGUUGUAUCAGGUAGAAGUGAAAAUUUUGUGCAUUGUAUAUUAUUUUAUGGCUGUCUUUUAUUAUUUUGUAUGUGCUGAUAUUAUAAAAUAAUAAAUGGAAACUUUUUGUUA